AUGGGCGGACGUCGGGUCAGCGGCCAAAAGGCACUUGCCGGCUUCCAGGCGGAUCAGGCUGGCGGCAAGGGGCCUGAUUACACCGAGAUUGGGGAUGUCGCGCAGAGGGCAUUUACGGCUUAUAACCACGGCGAUUAUGGUAGCGGCGGCGGUGGUGGUGAGGAGGGGAAGAAGGAUCUUGCUAAGAUUGGGAAGGGGAUCGCUACUGGAUUUGGUGGUAGGAAGACGGAGGAGGGGAAGUUGGGAGGAACUGAUGGUAAGUUGAAGGCUGGGGAGGGGACUGGAGAAGGCGAAGGCGAAGGUGAAGGUGAAAGUGAAAGUGGGGGUGAAAGGCUCGGUGAAGGGAAGCAGACCAAGCUCCAAGGUGAUGAUGAUCUGGCCGUUUCGAGGUCGAAUGCGGGGGAUACCACCGGCCUGGCGAAUAAGACGCUCCCUGGAGGGGAGCUGGACUCUUCUACUGAGAAGAAGGGAUUGAACUCUCACGCCAGGCGAGAGGCUGGUGACAGUACCGGUUGGGAGAAGGGCGGUUUGGGUGAAGAUGAGGGUGUCUUUACUGGUAAUGAGGGGGACAAGACCGACGUCAGGAGGAGCAGCGAGACGACGACCCCUGGGCAAGGACUCGGUCGCUCGGGACAGCAGCCUGCUGGCAUUACCGGUGACGAAGAAGAGACUCUUGGGAAUCAGCCGGUUGAGAAAUGGAUGAAGUGA
Molecule: messenger RNA, 708 nt
Organism: Colletotrichum fioriniae
Lineage: Eukaryota; Fungi; Ascomycota; Sordariomycetes; Glomerellales; Glomerellaceae
Source: RefSeq, a predicted model, not a curated record